AAUGCAGUCGAGAGCGGCCCACAGUAAGUAAUUUUCGGAGUCAUUUUCUACCCUUUCUAGUAUAUCUGCGAGGCUGAUAUUGCCUAUCAGAGGCAAUUGCAUCUUGGUGACUGUUUCAACAAUACUCCCAAAUACUCUCAACCCAUUAUGAAGAAGCAACUACUGACUCCAAAUGAUGUAGUGUCAGCAUUGUAGAAAGAUUGGUAGGCACAGUUUCUGGAGCAUUUCUCCUCCCACUGAGGUGAUGGCUGAUCGAUCAUGCCUAGGUGGUUCUUGCACUUACGAAACAAAACGCGUAAAGCCAGGACUCAAGGCAGGUGCCGUAGAAAGUUUGCAUAGAAGGCUAGAUGCUCUUGAACAACAUGUUCGGAAUCGUGACCAGCGGGAUGUUGAGGCUCAAGAUGAUAUUUUGCCAACAAAAGGACCAAGCAGCAACACCCAGGAGACCAUCGCCCUCAACAUCGUGUCCUUGUUAGCCAAGGAACUCCCGAAGCUCGUUGAUAGCUCGUCACAAAAUCAUUCCUCUAGUGACGAUCAUUCAUCCCUUCCUCGGAAACGGAGACGCACCGAAGAUGAGGAUACGGGAUUGUCAAUCAAAGCACCUGCGAUCAGCAAAGUGACAGAGCUCCUGGGUGACAAAAUUCUCGAACUUGUCAUUACCGCUUACUUCUCUCAUGUGCAUCAUUGGAUACCUAUGAUUCAUCAAGAACGGUAUCGUCAAAGGAUGGAUGACCCUCAUGAGAGGCGAAAAAUUGCUGUCUUGACUCAUGCCAUCACUCUUGCUGCCUCGAAGUAUGUUCAGGAUGAGCAAAUCACUAGCGUUGUGCUUGAUCAAUCGACCAGGAGAGAUUGGAUUGUGUAUACGGCCAUGAAUGAGUUAUCCGUGGAAAGUAUGCAGGCACUCAUAAUUGUUGCCUACAAUGAUAUAAGCAGCGGAAAUUCCGAGAAAGCAUGGUCAGUGGUUGGAUCGCUUACUCGAACUGUGGAAUAUCUCCAAUUAUCAAUAGAGCAAGAGAGUAUGGAUAGCCAACCACUGUGUCAACCAUACCGCUUCCUUAGCAGUACAAGAGACUGGACUGAGCUUGAAGAGCGGCGGCGGGUAUUUUGGAACGUGUUUAGCCUGGAUAGAUUGUGUUCGGUGAGCAUGGGCUGGAACACGAGCCUCACAUCGGAUGAUGUGCAUCGUCGAUUACCAUGCGAUGGCAUCUACUGGCGAAAACAAGAUCAUGUCAUCACCCCUUACUUUGGCAUUUGGGAUAGAUCAGCAAGUCGUAUUGGAAACCCGAUUAUCUAUAUGCCCUCGAAUCAACAAGCUUCUGACCAGGCCUGGUCACCUGAUGCUCGAAGCCAAGCAGAUUCAGGGUCAUCGUCUAUAGGCGGGCAAGUCGCGGUUAUGGACAUGUCUACAGUGGGUGCAUACGGUUACGCACUAGAAGCCACUGAGUCGAUGAGCCGUGUAACCAGCUAUUUUCUGCAGCAGAAAGUCGAUAUGCGCGACCGAGAAAGCGUCGAUCUUUGGCUUGCGCGUUUCAAGGAAUUGGAUUUGCGACUAGUUUAUUGGAAGAUGUUGCUGCCCCAGAAGUGGAAAGCCAACAUGACUCGAAUUCACACUCCUAAAAUGGACCCAAACUUAACGCUGGCGCAUGUUACACACAAUUCUUCGAUGAUCAUGCUUCACCAACCGAUAGCUUAUCCUUCACUUUUUUGGGCUUUCAGUAACAAGCUUCCUAGUGCCUGCAGCGCUGAGACAUGUUAUUCUGCAGGCGUAGAGAUUGCUAAGAUCACCCAAAAUUACCUGAGGUUCGCCGUAAAGACGAUGCCUAUACCUCCACAGUAUUGCUUCUGCCUUUACAUCGCAGCGAGAAUGUUUUUAAUCCACUGGCGCUACUACCUUGAACGUCCGCUAGGCGACGAGUUCUGGUUUUUAUUACAGAGUCUGGAAGAAGUCUCUCGACGGUGGAAGGGCACUUUUGGGCGACCGGAGGCUCAAACCGUUGACCUAGCGGCAAAAUAUGCAUCAAAAUUGCAGCACAUUCAUCAGACAUGUACUGCUGAUGAGACAUAUCGAAUCAAUGUCGUGGGUUACACUGAUGAGGUUGACCAUGGUUGUCAAACAACAACACCCGACGGUGACAGUAACCUUGUAGCAAGUCAGACUUCACUUGAUCAUAUAGGAAGCGACAUUAAUCAAUGGGUGACGUAUGCGUCAUCUAUUACUGGACCGAGACAGAGCAGCCAGAUCAACGGAGACAUGCCACCUCCAGGCAUACCAGCAGUUCACUCUCCCGACACGAUUGGAGACAAUGCUACAUUAUAUGCGAAUGUCUCAAAUGGUGUAAUACCAACUGAACCAACUGGAAUACCGGAAAUGCUUCUCGACCAAGACUUCUUAAACAUGGAUAGGGUCAUUUCAUAUGACGAUGGCGCCAUGUUCUCAGCAAACCUUGAUGGCGGGAGCUGGUAAUGACACGUCCAACUUGGCUGUUUUAGUGACGUAUAUGUAAUCUAUCUUAUAAUGGUA
Messenger RNA from Truncatella angustata, 2521 nucleotides. Its product is annotated as fungal-specific transcription factor domain-containing protein. Gene Ontology annotation, biological process: DNA-templated transcription. Gene Ontology annotation, cellular component: nucleus. Bases 245 to 2464 code for a protein of 739 amino acids. The transcript is spliced from 4 exons. The record is from RefSeq and is a predicted model, not a curated record. NCBI's taxonomy places the organism in Eukaryota, Fungi, Ascomycota, Sordariomycetes, Amphisphaeriales, Sporocadaceae. Gene Ontology annotation, molecular function: zinc ion binding; DNA binding.